AUAUGAGUGAUACGCCAAACUUCCUGUUAAUCCCCUGCACAGCACUAAGAUAGUCUCAUGUUUAAACGUCAAAAGAGAUAAUAAAGACAAAACGCUAGAACACGUCAGGAUGGAGGGUUUAGAGCUCAUAGAACCGAACGCUUUGUAUAAUAUGCUCCAGCAAGGCACACAGUAUUCAGGCCUGAGCGAUACAAAUUAUCUUUUACUGAUUGAUGCUCGAAGGAAACAUGAAUACAACGAAAGUCAUAUCGUGACUUCUAAAAAGGCACCAAAGAGUGAAAAUGACUUGUUCAUGAUUCCGUAUGAUGCAGAACUGGAAUGCAAACAGAAUAUUGUGGUGUAUGACAGCAACACAUCAACAAUUCCUUUCCACUCAUAUUCCCCUGCAAUUGACUGUGCCAAAUUGUUUUGGGACAUGGGAAGUCGAGACACAGUUAAAAUCUUAAAAGGAGGCUAUGAAGAAUUUUCUGCCCUGUAUCCAUUCCUGAGAACGCAAAAAAUCUUGUUCACGCCAAGGGAGCUGGAUGAGAUCAAGCCAUAUCCAGUAGAACUUAUCCAAGGUCUUCUCUAUAUGGGCAACUGGCGACAGGGAAAUGCUGCUUACAUUCAAAAGGAUCUCAAAAUCCGAGGACAUAUCAACUGUUGUGUGGAAGCUGAAACUUUUUUCCCAGACCCAGGACCUCACCUUCUCCAUAUCCAGGUAAAUGAUGAGAAUGAUGCUGACCUCUUCAGUCAUUUCAAGGCAGCAUGUGAUUUCACAGAUGAGCACUUUGAGGAGAAGUUUGCAGUUCUUGUUUUCGACAACCUGGGUGUCAGUCGCAGUGCGGCAGUUGUUGUUGCUAUCCUGAUGCAUCACUACAAGUGGACUCUGGCUGAGGCUUAUAAUCAUGUGCUGACAUGCUGCAAAAACAUGCGGCCCAACAGAGGUUUCGUGGAGCAGCUGUCGAAAUGGGAAGAAGAAGUCUUAGGAGAGAAGAAAACGGACAUAAGCGACCCCAACUUUUGAUUCCCCUCCUCCUGUCAGAUGCAUGGUGUGCACCUUCCAACAUUGGGCAUAAAUGUUGUUCAUAAAAUGAAGAAUAGAAGAGUAUGGUGGAAAAAUGACAUUUAUCACAAUGUUCACAUUUCAUCCUUGUCGACCUUGAUCUAUUGUUUGCCUUGUUCCACUUAGACCAUACAUUUUAUUUUUGUCCAAAAGGGUCCUAAUCACAUACUGCAUAAUUUAAAAGUAAAACAGAAGUAGUCUACAGGGAAAGAAAGGCAGUUGUCCUCUACAUUUUAUCUUUAACGAGUGUUGUUCCUCCCCCCCCCCCCC
This is a messenger RNA of Aplysia californica (California sea hare), 1315 nucleotides long. RefSeq names its product serine/threonine/tyrosine-interacting-like protein 1. The coding region runs from base 110 to 1006 and encodes 298 amino acids. Gene Ontology annotation, molecular function: protein phosphatase inhibitor activity; pseudophosphatase activity; protein tyrosine/serine/threonine phosphatase activity. The record is from RefSeq and is a predicted model, not a curated record. Gene Ontology annotation, biological process: protein dephosphorylation; positive regulation of intrinsic apoptotic signaling pathway; negative regulation of cytoplasmic stress granule assembly. Gene Ontology annotation, cellular component: mitochondrion. NCBI's taxonomy places the organism in Eukaryota, Metazoa, Mollusca, Gastropoda, Aplysiida, Aplysiidae. The transcript is spliced from 9 exons.